This is a messenger RNA of Solanum stenotomum, 1055 nucleotides long. RefSeq lists its product as uncharacterized. Lineage: Eukaryota; Viridiplantae; Streptophyta; Magnoliopsida; Solanales; Solanaceae. The record is from RefSeq and is a predicted model, not a curated record. Bases 1 to 999 code for a protein of 332 amino acids. The transcript is spliced from 2 exons. Gene Ontology annotation, molecular function: methyltransferase activity. Gene Ontology annotation, biological process: methylation.
AUGUCUAAUCAACAAAAUGGUAGCUUGCCUGAUUUUAUACUACCUGAUUCUUUGUACACUGAAACCAUCAGAGAAGUUCAUUCAGCUGUCGAACAUGAUUGGGAUUCCUUGAGACAAUCAGCAUGUCAAACUGCAGCAGGAAGGGCGCUAUGGAAACAUGUGAUCCAUGAUCCACUAGCAGAGUUACUUGCAGGGGAGACGUACCUGAAAAAAUUGUAUGAGAAGAUUAAGAAAGAUAUCCUCAACAAUGCUAAAGAGAUUUCUGGUGUUAUCAUUGCAGUUAGGACACUAUGGUUUGAUAAGGGAAUUGAAGCAGCUCUUACUUCUUUUGAUGGCGGAGGAGCACAAGUUGUCAUUCUUGGAGCAGGUAUGGAUACAAGGGCAUAUCGUUUGAGUUGCUUGAAGGACAGCAACAUGUUUGAGGUUGAUUUUCCAGAGGUCUUGCAGAUGAAAACCACUAUUGUAGAAGCAGCAACAGAAACAACAGAUGAACAAAAGCACCAACUGAUGAUGGCAAAAUCAUUGAACAGAGUGGCAGCGGACUUGAGAGAAAAGGACUGGCUUGAAAAGCUUCAAGAAUCAGGCUUAAAUCUAAAUACGAAUACAGUGUGGGUAUUAGAGGGAAUUCUCUACUAUCUCUCUCACUCAAAUGCAAUGGAAGUACUGAAGAUUAUAGCAAAUAACUGUACCUCUGCUCAUACAGUACUCUUAGCAGACUUCAUGAACAAGCAAUCAACCACAAUGUCCAGCUCAAAUUUCCAUUUCUAUAGCGACUAUCCUGAUGAGUUAUUGCCAUCACUAGGAUUUUCUGAUGUUAAACUUUCUCAAAUUGGUGACCCAGAUGCACAUUUCGGGUUAUUGCAUGACCCACUAAAUUUGUUCAACAAGUUGCGCAACUUGCCCAGGUCACUUCAAACUCACCCAGAUGAUGGAACACCAUGUUGUAGGUUGUAUUUGCUUCAGGCUUCUGGAGAACCACCAAACAAGACUAUUUUGUGAAUAUUAUAAGAAUGGUUCACCAAUAAAGUCUAACUUGCUGUUAGAGCUUAGAAGCA